Messenger RNA from Verruconis gallopava, 1122 nucleotides. RefSeq lists its product as uncharacterized. The record is from RefSeq and is a predicted model, not a curated record. Gene Ontology annotation, molecular function: oxidoreductase activity. Bases 1 to 1086 code for a protein of 361 amino acids. Lineage: Eukaryota; Fungi; Ascomycota; Dothideomycetes; Venturiales; Sympoventuriaceae. The transcript is spliced from 2 exons.
AUGCACACCAACGUACCCACUACGCAGAAGGCCGCGGUCAAAUCUGGCAGCGGCGCGACCGCGCGGACGGACGUGAAGGAAAUCCCCGUACCCGAAUUGCAGCCGGGCCAAAUCUUGGUCAAGAUCAACUACAGCGGGCUCUGCGCGUCGGACAAGUCGCUGCUAUACGACGAAUGGAGCGCCAGCGGGCUGCUGAUGCAGCCGCAGACCAACGGCAUAGCGGGCCACGAAGGCGCAGGCGUCGUCGUUCGAGUCCACGAUUCCGUCAAGGACCUGUGGAAGGUAGGCGACCGUGCGGGCAUCAAGUGGAUCGCCAGCGUGUGCGGAGAGUGCGAGUUCUGCACCAACGGCCGAGACGAGUGCAGCUGCCCCAAGCAGUUGAACUCGGGCUUCAGCGUCGCCGGUACCUUUGCCGAGUACGUGCCGACGGAUGCCCGUUACGCUACCAGGCUGCCGGCGGGUGUCAAGGACGAGGAAGCAGGCCCCAUCAUGUGUGGUGGCGUGACGGCAUAUGUGGCUUGCAAAAGAAGCAAGGUGCGGCCAGGACAAUGGCUCGCCAUUCCCGGCGCUGGCGGCGGGUUAGGCCACCUCGCCGUCCAAUAUGCCAAGGCCAUGGGCAUCCGGGUGAUCGCAAUCGAUGGAGGGGAUGAGAAGCGAGAUUUAUGCCUUCGACUGGGAGCCGAGCACUUCAUCGACUUUACUCAGGUGAAAGACGUGCCAGCCGAGGUCGUAAAGCUCACGACGUACGGCGCUCACGGAGUCAUUGUCACUGGGGCCACGAGGCAAGCGUACGAAUCCGCACCACACAUGCUCAGGGUCAGGGGAAGGAUGGUCUGCGUUGGGCUGCCGAAAGAUGGCUCGGUCGUUGCCGGUGCUCCGCCAAUGUACAUGUGUCUGAAGAGCCUCGAAGUUGUCGGCAGCGUUGUGGGAACAAAGAAGGAUGUCGAGGAGGCGUUGGAUUUCACGGCCAGAGGCCUGGUGCACCCCAUCCUGACGCAUGGCACCUUGGAUGACCUGAACGAUUUGUGCCAUCGCAUGCAGGAAGGCAAGCUAUCGGGGAGAGCGGUGAUAAAAGUUGCGUCGUAAAGAUCGGCCUCUCCCAUCGACAAAUUGAAUAUGCUC